Camellia sinensis is the source of this 1054-nucleotide messenger RNA. The record is from RefSeq and is a predicted model, not a curated record. Lineage: Eukaryota; Viridiplantae; Streptophyta; Magnoliopsida; Ericales; Theaceae.
CAGCUGUAACCCAAACUCUAAAAAAUCUACAUCCGUCCUUGCGAAAGUCAAUUUUGCUGGCUGUUAUUUCUUUAUUUAUUUUUUAAUGAUGAAACAACAGCUUAUACAGGCCUACUCAAAAGGCUUCCAUUCCAUAUGGUAGUGGUAGAGUUUAUGGUUUGUGGAAGGAAGAUCAGCUGCAAGGUGAAGAAGUGAAUAUCCUUAACAGAGUUAACUCUACAUGGCCACAAUUCCAAUUUUUGACGGUACCGACUACGAGUGUUGGGCUGUGAAGAUGCAAACUCUGCUUUUAUCUAAGGGUUUGUGGGAUACGGUACAGAAUGGGUACGAUCCGGCCAACAAGGAGGAGCGACAGAAUGAUGCUAAAGCUCUUUAUCUCCUCCAGCAAGGCGUCUCAGAACGGAUCUUUCCAAGAAUCAAGGUUGCUACAAAUGCCAAUCAAGCUUGGCGCAACAUCCUGGUUACUACUGAGAAUUUAAUGACACGCAUAGACCUGAAGCAAGCAGGGGCAACCCAAUUGAUAGUGGCUACACUUGUAGCAACUGUGGCCUUUAUUGCUGGUUUCACGAUGCCCGGUGGAUACAAUGGCAACGAUGGCCCAAACCAAGGCAUGGCGAUUCUAAGAAGAGAAGCAGCUUUCAAAGCUUUUAAGGUAACAAAUACCAUAGCCAUGUCAUUAUCCACUUCAGCAGUGCUUAUCCACUUGAAUGGGGCUAUGACUAACAAUCUGGAUAAGCUAGAGAGGAAAGUUUAUAGAGCUGCUAAUCUUAUUAGUUACGCUGCGGUUGCAAUUGUGUUGGCAUUCGUUUCGGGGACAUAUGCUGUCUUAGCACAUUCAUCUGGCCUUGCUAUUUCAGUUUGUGUUAUCGGCUGCUUUCCCCUACCAUUUUUCUUGAUUACCGACAUCAGGGACAGUGCUACUUUUCGAUUCAUAAAGGGCAUAUUUACUACACGUCAAAAUGGGUACAUUUUCAAAAACACCAUUUAUUAUAAUAAUAUUAUUUAUAAUUAUUUACAUAUUAUUGGCACUUGCUCCUAAAUUUUUCUUCUUUUA